AUGCCGACGAAGCUUCCACUGGAGUUGGAGGAUGAGAUACUUUUGCGUGUUCCACCUCUAUCUCUCACACGCUUUAGAACAGUUUGCAAACGAUGGAACACACUUUUCAACGAUCAGAGAUUCAUCAACAAUCACUUGGCUUGCGUCCGUCCUCAGUUCAUAUUACGGACCGAGAAAGAUUCCAAGAUCUAUUCAAUAGGCAUCAAUAUCGAUGACUCCUUAGAGGUGCGUGAGCUAAACCUAGAAACUCAAGGUCCUAAUAAGAAGCUUAAGGUAUAUCGAAACCUCUUUUAUUGCGAUGGUUUUUUGUUAUGUCCUGCUUUGCUUGACGAGGUUGCUGUCUGGAAUCCAUGGUUGAGAAAACAAACUAAAUGGAUCGAGCCUAAGAGGAGUAGAUUCAAUUUAUAUGGACUAGGGUAUGAUAAUCGUAGACCGGAGAAGUGUUACAAGAUCUUAGGGUUUGGUUAUGGUUACAGUAGUGAAAUAAACGGUAGUUACAACAGAAUUAACCCGAGAGUUUCGGUAUUUGAGUUUGAAACUAAUGCGUGGAAGGAUCUUAAGUUUGGUUUAUUUGAUUGGCACCUAAGAUCUCCCCGGACUGUUUUAUCUUUGAAUGGAACUUUGUAUUGGAUUGCUGUGAGGUGUGAAAGUGGUGGUGAUGGUUUUAUCCAAAGCUUUGACUUUUCGAGGGAGAUGUUCGAGCCCUUUUGUCUCUUGCCAUGUAAGAACGAUUUUGGCGAUACUCAAAUCCUUGAGGUUUUUAGGGGAGAUCGGCUAUCUGUGUUGGAACAAUGCCCGACAACAAAUAAGAUCAAGAUUUGGGUGACUAAGAACAAGAUUAGUGGAGAUAGGAAGGAGCUUGUGUCGUGGAGACUGUUAAUGACAGUGUCGAUACCAAACUUCCCGAGAUUACAAGAUCUUUACUCUAAUUCUCAGCCGAGUUACUUCAUGGAUAACAAUGAUGACAAGAGGCUCAUCGUGUGUACUUGUGAUGAAAGUGGUAAGCCUUGCAUAUACAUUGUGAAGGGGGAUAGGUUCAAGAAGAUUCAAAUGGGUUUUGAGGUUGAGCCUUGGCCUUUUCACCUUGUUUAUGUUCCUAGUUUGGUUCCUAUUCCUUUAGCCUAA
This is a messenger RNA of Arabidopsis thaliana (thale cress), 1125 nucleotides long. Its product is annotated as F-box and associated interaction domains-containing protein. Lineage: Eukaryota; Viridiplantae; Streptophyta; Magnoliopsida; Brassicales; Brassicaceae. The coding region runs from base 1 to 1125 and encodes 374 amino acids. The transcript has a single exon. The record is from RefSeq and is marked reviewed.